UAUGGCGACAACCAACCUCCCCCCAUUGCCGUGGUAGCUUCAUCCCGCGCCGUUAUCUCUGGCCGUUUGACCUCUGCCACGGUAGUUAUCUCACGGAGAACGGGCAAGAUUACAGCUGUUUUCGAUUCCGUGAUUCCAGCUUCGGAGUUCCCCGCCGACACUCCGUAUACCGACUACUCGCCUCAUGUUCUGCUGCCCGGUCUGGUCGAUGCGCACGUUCACCUGAACGAGCCCGGCCGCACUGAAUGGGAGGGCUUCUACACCGGCACCCAGGCCGCUGCCUUUGGCGGUGUCACUACCGUGAUUGAUAUGCCUUUGAAUGCUAUCCCGCCUACCACCACCGUAAACGGUCUGAAAGAGAAGAUCCAGGCUGCCCAGGGCAAGUGCUGGGUUGAUGUUGGCUUCUAUGGCGGUAUCAUCCCUGGUAAUGCAGGAGAGCUGAAGGCUCUUGUCCAGGAGGGUGUCCGUGGUUUCAAGGGUUUCCUUAUUGACAGUGGUGUCGAUGAAUUCCCUGCUGUUGGAACAGAAGAUAUCAAGAAGGCCAUGGCCGAGCUGGCCGAUGAGCCAACAACCCUCAUGUUCCACGCCGAGAUGGUGCCUCCCAUCACCGCUUCUGUCGGUGACGAAGUCCAGACCUCUGAUGCACCUGCUGCCCCGGCUGGUCCCCUUGAGGCGUAUGCUACAUUCCUGGCCUCCAGACCGUCGUCAUUCGAGACCACUGCCAUCGAAAGCAUCCUGUCCUUAGCUCAUCUGGCUCCUAACCUGCCUCUGCACAUCGUCCACCUUUCAGCGAUGGAAGCUAUCCCGUUGCUGCGGGAAGCCCGCGCCAACGGCGUCAAGAUCACAGCCGAGACCUGCUUCCACUACCUCUCCCUGGCGGCCGAGGAAGUUCGCGACGGCGACACCCGCCACAAGUGCUGCCCGCCUAUCCGCUCAAAGCUGAACCAAGAUGGUCUCUGGGAAGAGCUGGAGAAGCACACCGGCGACGGCGUGAUCAAGACCGUCGUCUCCGACCACUCCCCCUGCACACCGAAUUUGAAGAUUCUUCCCGCUGAUAUCCCCGGCGCCUGCGCCGGCCCCAAGGACGAGGAGCCUGGCAACUUCUUCUCUGCGUGGGGAGGUAUCUCCUCUGUCGGACUGGGUCUGCCUAUUCUCUGGACAGAUCUCAGCCGUCGCAAGGGUCUGACAUCUUCACCGGAAGAUGAGAACACCAAGAAUGCCCUUCAGGACAUCGUUCGCCUAUGCUGUGUCAACACUGCGGCCCAGGUUGGUCUGCAGUCGCAGAAGGGUGAUCUGGUUGUUGGCUUCGAUGCUGAUAUCUGUGUCUUCGAUGACUCGGCUGAGUGGACUGUCGAGCCCAGCACCAUGCUCUUCCGCAAUAAGUGCUCCCCUUACCAGGGCCGGACCCUGCGCGGUAUGGUGCGCGAGACCUGGUUGCGUGGUGAGCGGAUUUUCAGCCGUGAAAAGGGCUUUGAGGAUGAAUCCCCUCAUGGCAAAUUGCUUCUCGAGAAGCGGGUUUGA
Messenger RNA from Penicillium bovifimosum, 1521 nucleotides. Its product is annotated as allantoinase alX. The record is from RefSeq and is a predicted model, not a curated record. NCBI's taxonomy places the organism in Eukaryota, Fungi, Ascomycota, Eurotiomycetes, Eurotiales, Aspergillaceae. Gene Ontology annotation, cellular component: cytoplasm. The annotation marks the transcript as partial. The transcript has 2 exons. Gene Ontology annotation, molecular function: allantoinase activity; cobalt ion binding; zinc ion binding. Gene Ontology annotation, biological process: allantoin catabolic process; purine nucleobase catabolic process.